Messenger RNA from Pisolithus orientalis, 1179 nucleotides. RefSeq lists its product as uncharacterized. Lineage: Eukaryota; Fungi; Basidiomycota; Agaricomycetes; Boletales; Pisolithaceae. Bases 204 to 1031 code for a protein of 275 amino acids. The transcript is spliced from 3 exons. The record is from RefSeq and is a predicted model, not a curated record.
CUACGUCGCAAUCACAUGCAGACUUCAGUACCUCGACAACUUUCAAGCCUCCCCCAGAGCCGUGCAGCGAGCCUGCCGCCAACCACAGUCGUUUCACCCCUAGAUUCCUUCGGGGGAAGGAUUUCUCCAAAACAAGAGAGUCGGGUCCUGAUAAACCGAGUGUACGAGGGGGGUUGCCUAAUGGCAACGCCCCGACUCGCCAUAUGAGCAAUCUUCGAAGUAAAUUGGGGAGCUUUGACUUUGAGCGGCCUGUGUCCGCUGGACUCAACCACAGCAGUUCGACGGUUAACCGCUCCCAGAACCAGUUACCCCUCGAACGUACGACGUCCUCGGAUUCGACGCCGGCUACGAAGUCGCGAUUGGCAACUCGCCAACCUGCUCGUGUCGACUCUCCAGUCCAUCCCCAUCUAAUAUCAAGCCACACUGGUCAGACAUCUGUGGUAUCGUUCGCCUCGGUACCUUCGAAAUCCACUGAAAAGGGGGCGAGCUCUAAUGCAUCACCUGGCCAGUCUUCGAGCUGGGGCCGAGCUUCUGGUAGACGUGCGCAGAAGGCGUCACAUGGCGCAUUCCCUUUUGAACACCCGGCUUCUUUACCGCACUCUCCUUUACCCGACUCUUCUAAUCUACCUAACAGUACUAUUGGGGGGCAAUGUUACCGCGACGACACUGGGCGCCUCCCCCCUGCACCAACUGACUCACCCUGGGCUCCGAUGCUUGACAUGCCUCCGAAACAUUACAAGGGUCGAAGCCAGGCCUCACGAGACGUCGAUAUGAGCUUGCUGAAGCAAGAACGAAAGGCCAAGGGCCAAGGACGUUCGCUGGAUCUUGGGCUUGGCUUGGCAUGGGCACCCUCACGCGUCCGCGAGGAAGCUGUAAUACCUGGGUUGUUUAUGGCAGGGGAGAACAUACGGGCGAACGGUCGAUCGUAUGGUUCGGAUGUCACUAAAGCAUUUGAAAAUAUCCUAUCCGUGACCGAUUUCGAGGCAUUCAAGACAUGUUCGCCGCUACGAUGCUCACAUCAUUUCACUUGAUGGCCCAAACGGACUCCUAAGUCGAGUUGAAAAACUACUUAUUAAUACCGGAGUUAGUGAACGUGAAAGGAAGGGCCUCUUGGCCGAGUUCGCGUAUUUCGUGGAAAAUCAUGAUGCAUAGCUUCCGGCUUUGCGGUAAAUAUUGACU